Molecule: messenger RNA, 3094 nt
Organism: Tinamus guttatus (white-throated tinamou)
Lineage: Eukaryota; Metazoa; Chordata; Aves; Tinamiformes; Tinamidae
Source: RefSeq, a predicted model, not a curated record
AUGCCCCUGGGCAGAUCCUUGGGGCCCAAAGCUGGCAAGAGCCACAAGGUAGAUGCCAGCCUGUCUCUUUUCCUCCCCAAACAGGAGCGCAGCUCCGAGCUGGGGAGGUGCCACCAUCAUUGGGAAGAUGGGCCCUGGCCUCCUGGUGCUUCUGACUGCUGCUGCCCUCUGUUUGCAGGCUCAGCAUCCCCAGUGAUCAGCCCUGACAGCCCUGCUGUGGUGGUCAACACGGGUGAUCCAGUCACCUUGCGCUGCUCGGGAGAUUCUGAAGUGGAAUGGCAUGGCCAAAAGAAUACGUCCACCAAUCACACCAGCAGCACGCUGAGUAUUCCCGAGGCCACUUUCAGGAAUACAGGCACCUACAAGUGUGGUUAUGUCAACAGCAACGACAAGGGCAUCGCGUCUGUACAUCUGUUUGUUCGAGAUCCCAACAAUGUGUGGUACACUCCAACUUUCCGGAUUGUUGUGACUGAAGGCAGCAAUGCUGAACUCCCUUGUCUCAUCACGGCCCCCGAGUACGGAUCCAGUGUGACUCUGACAAUAGACAGUGCUUCUGGCUACCCAAGGGGGACCAACUAUUCUUUCAGUGCAGAGAAGGGAAUGACACUCUACAAUGUGCAACGCCAGCAGAAGGGCUAUUACUAUUGCCAAGCAGUGAUAAAUGGAAAAAUAAAGAAGUCAUCAAGAAUAAGACUGAUUGUAGAAGAAGCCCUCGAGAAGCCUCUGUCAGUGAUGAUUGACCCAAGGGAGCAUGUGCGAAUCGUGGGUGAAUCUUUCACAGUCACUUGCAGAGUAACUGCUCCUUCCCACAAGUACAACAUCGAAUGGGUGGCAGCGAAGCACGCCAACAGAACUACAAACAUUAGCUUUGAAAAUGAUCACUACAUCAUCAGUCACACCCUGAUCAUUCCAGCGGUGACAACGGAAGACAGUGGGAAGUACACGUGUAUAGCCAACAAUUCUGCAGGAUUCAAGAAUGUCUCAACAUUGCUGCGGGUAGUAGAGAGAGGUUACGUGUUCCUGACCCCAGUGCAAGCCACCAGCCAGGAAGUUGCCUUAGGAGAGAGUCUGAACCUUCAGGUCCUGAUUGAAGCUUACCCUGCCCUUCUCCGCUGGGGCUGGAAGCACACAAACUCUUUGAAGAAGUCUUCGACCACCACACUUAAGAGCAAAAUGAUCUCUGGAAACAACUGGUACAACAACACGCUCGUCCUGAAUCGUCUGCAGGAAGGGGAGAAUGGCCUCUAUACGUUUUAUGCCCUAAACAACGACACCAACGCGUCGGUUACCUUCAGCAUCUCUGUGAAAUCCGCUCCAAGGGUCAGCGCCGUCAGGGUGCCAGCCAAUGACUCCAGCAUCCUUCACUGCAUGGCCGUCGGCUACCCUGCCCCACGCAUUGAGUGGUACCAGUGCCCCAUUCAUUCUACCAGAUUCAAUGAGGACUAUAUGUUGCUUCUGAAUGACUCCAAUCCCCAUGUGGUGGAGGUAUUGCCUUUCCAAGAGGUGAAAGUGGAGAGCAUCCUCCCAUUCCAGAAUCUGGGUGACAACUUCACCUUCUGCUGUGCGGCCAUUAACAGAGAGGGGAAUGCCUCUGACAUGCUUCACUCCAUCACCGUCACCAGAAAUAUCAUGGCUCCCCCAAACAAGCUCUUCAACCCCAUUCUCUCCGCCUGCAUGGGCACUUCGGUCCUGCUGCUCCUCCUACUGCUCUUCCUCCUCUACAAGUACAACCAGAAACCCAAGUACCAGGUGCGCUGGAAGAUCAUUGAGGCCUGUGAAGGGAAUAACUACAUCUUUAUUGACCCCACUCAGCUGCCAUACAAUGAGAAAUGGGAGUUCCCCAGGAAUAAUCUCCAAUUUGGAAAAACUCUUGGAGCUGGAGCCUUUGGAAAAGUGGUAGAAGCUACUGCUUUUGGGCUGGGUAAAGAAGAUUCGGUCCUCAAAGUGGCUGUGAAGAUGCUGAAAUCAUCAGCAGACACAGACGAGCAGGAGGCUCUCAUGUCUGAGCUGAAGAUCAUGAGUCACUUGGGGCACCAUGAGAACAUUGUUAACCUGCUGGGAGCAUGUACCCACGGAGGCCCAAUUCUUGUCAUCACUGAGUACUGUCGCCAUGGAGAUCUGCUGAAUUUCCUGAGGAAGAAAGCUGAAUCCAUAAUUAUCCAGGAUUCGUCUCUGGACACCUCUCUGGACAGCACUGCUGACUACAAAAACAUCGACCUGGAGAAGAAGUACAUCCGCAGUGACAGUGGCUUUGCAAGUCAGGGUUUGGAUACGUAUGUUGAAAUGAGGCCUGUGUCAUCAUCAACAUCAACAUCUUCAGCAUCAGAUUCUGCUCAAGUCAGGGGAAAAGGUUCAGAAGAAGAAGAAACCAGGGAGGACCUCCGUCCCCUUGAUCUCUCUGAUUUGUUACAGUUCUCCAGCCAAGUGGCCCAGGGCAUGGCAUUCCUCGCAUCAAAGAAUUGCAUCCAUCGAGACUUAGCAGCCAGGAACGUGCUGGUGUCAGAUGGACGGGUAGCCAAGAUCUGCGACUUUGGCCUGGCCCGUGACAUCAUGAAUGACUCAAACUACGUUGUAAAAGGCAAUGCACGCCUGCCCGUGAAGUGGAUGGCCCCAGAAAGCAUCUUUGACUGCAUUUACACAGUGCAAAGUGACGUGUGGUCUUACGGCAUCCUUCUUUGGGAGAUCUUCUCCCUUGGUAAAAGCCCCUACCCCGGCAUGGUGGUGAACAGCAAGUUCUACAGCAUGGUGAAGCAGGGAUACCAGAUGGCCAGACCUGACUUUGCUCCCUUGGAAAUCUACAGCAUCAUGCAGGCGUGCUGGAGCCUGGAGGCCACGCAGAGACCCACCUUCGAGCAGAUCUGCUGCUUCAUCCAGAAAGAACGGGACACGCAUAAGGAGCAGGCCUACACCAACCUUCCCUCCACUGCUGAAGAGGACAGCGGCUGCGACACCUCCGGCUGCUGCGAGGAGUCCUGCGAGCACGAGGAGAGCGGGCAGCCCCUUCUCAAGAGCAACAACUACCAGUUCUGUUAGCUGCUACCAGCACCUCGGCGUGACGGGGGACCUCAGGUGAUCGCCACCCUCCAGACGUGCA